Messenger RNA from Anopheles arabiensis, 2685 nucleotides. RefSeq lists its product as uncharacterized. Lineage: Eukaryota; Metazoa; Arthropoda; Insecta; Diptera; Culicidae. The transcript is spliced from 3 exons. Bases 1 to 1893 code for a protein of 630 amino acids. The record is from RefSeq and is a predicted model, not a curated record.
AUGAAGCUGGUCGUUAUAUGCCCCUCAUCAUUCUUGGCAACCAGAACAUUGCUGCAGCUUGCAAACGAUGAGGGCGCCUCUUGUCCCAAUGCUGCAGCUGCUUUGAAAACUAACUUCUACGUUGACGAUUUCAUCGGUGGUGCUGAUUCCAUCGGAAAUGCUCGCCAGUUGCGAAUCGAGCUUUCUCAAUUGCUCGCCAAAGGCGGCUUCGAGCUGCGAAAGUGGACAUCCAAUCAGCUCGAGGUGCUCGCCGGUUUAAAUGCGGAUCAAAUCGGCACACAGUCAUCGCGGCAAUUCUUACCACACGAGACGGUAAAGGCUCUUGGUGUUUCAUGGGAGCCAGAGCAUGACGUUUUAUCCUUCGAAUCCGCAAUAUCCAGUGAUGUGUCUAUUCCGACAAAGCGAUCCAUUCUAUCCAACGUAGCUCGCAUGUUCGAUCCGCUGGGCCUGAUCUCCCCGAUUGUCAUUCGGGCCAAGAUGAUGAUGCAGGAAUUAUGGUUGCAGAAAGCUGGUUGGGACGAGUAUGUUCCAGAUACUAUCUGUAAGAAAUGGAAAACAAUACAAGAGGAUUGGCAACUCAUCUCUAAAUUCAAGGUUAGUCGUUAUGCGCUUCUACCUGGUGUGCGUAUUCAGCUACAUACCUUCUGUGAUGCAUCGGAGGCAGCAUAUGGAGCCUGCAUUUAUGCGCGUUGUGAAGGCGAAGGUGGGCAGAUUCGCAUAACGUUGCUUUCUUCCAAAUCGCGUGUGGCACCGCUCAAGCGCGUCACACUACCCCGCCUUGAACUAUGCGCUGCUGUAUUAGGAGUACACCUGCAUCACCGAGUAAAGAAGGCGAUGGGGAUCAACGUUGCAGAAUCUUUCUUUUGGUCGGAUUCCACCAUCACCUUAACCUGGAUCAGCGCCACACCCAACACAUGGGCAACGUUUGUGGCUAACCGGGUAUCUGAAGUGCAGCAUUACUCACACCCGCGGCAGUGGAGACAUGUACACGGCGCGUCUAAUCCUGCUGACCUGGUUUCACGAGGCAUGUCAGCCGCUGAUUUCCUGAAAAGCAAACUGUGGAGCUUCGGUCCGGAUUGGCUAUCUUUGCCCGCUUCCAUCUGGCCCAACUCUAACCCGGAACCAGCCAACGAAACGAAUCUAGAGAUUCGCCAGGUGAGUGCUGCCGUUGUAAACACAACCACUAAUCACCCUUGGUUUGCGUUGUGUUCUAGCUACAAGCGAUUGCUGCGUAUCGUAUCAUACUGCAUUCGCUUCACACGUAACGCUAAGGAAAAGGCACGCACUCAGCGAACAGCAGCACAGCACCCCGCACCUUUAAUCGUCACACCCGAGUACAUGGAAACAGCAAACACUGUGUUAAGCCGCCUAGCACAGCAGGAUGCAUUUUCAGCUGAACUCGGGCAGCUCAAAAAGGGAAACGAAGUCAUGAGGCAAUCACCUUUACGUGCACUAAGUCCAUUUUUUGACGAACAAGGAAUUAUCCGUGUAGGUGGACGUUUACGACUAUCUCAACUUCCCUACCAAGCGAAGCAUCCUGUUUUGCUUCCCAAGAAACAUCCGUUCGCGCAAUUGAUCGCAAAGUAUCAACACGAGGAGCUUCGUCAUGGAGGAGGAAGGCUGCUCUUAUCUCGAAUUCGCGAAGAGUUUUGGCCGUUAGAUGGAAGGCAUCUUGUUAAGCACAUUGUGCAGAAUUGUUUUCGGUGCAUUCGACAGCGACCGACACUUGAACAGCAACAACUUGGACAGCUUCCAGCGCAGCGCAUCACUCCCCGCCGGCCUUUUAGUGUUACCGGAGUGGAUUACGCCGGUCCAUUAUACCUGAAGCCAGCCCAUAAACGAGCCGCCCCGGGAAAAUGCUACCUCUGCGUGUUUGUUUGUUUUUUCCACUAAGGCCGUACACUUGGAGCUGGCACCACAUUUCGGCGGAUUGUGGGAAGCAGCUGUGAAGACCGCCAAGCGACACCUUUUUCGGCAGUUAGGCAGCACGCGACUAUCCUACGAAGGCUACACAACUGUCCUACAUCAGAUUGAGGCGGCGAUGAACUCGCGUCCUCUCCUACCUAUGUCAGACGACCCUAACGAUUUAUCGGCACUUACCCCAGCGCAUUUUCUCGUGGGCACAUCGAUGCAUGCUGUCCCCGAGCCGGACUACACCCAUCUUCGUUCCUGCACCCUCAGCGACUUGCAGAAGUGGCAAGUAAUGGUGCAACGCUUCUGGAAGCACUGGACGACGGAAUACCUGCAAGAGAUGCAACGCGAUAACACCAUGGCGAAGAGGAACGACAGCAUCUUACCUGGCAGACUGGUCAUUCUAAAGGACGAUUUCCCCCCCCCCCCCAACCCGUUGGCCACUCGCACGUAUCGUACAUGUGCACACCGGAGACGACAAGCUGACACGGGUAGUAACACUGAAAACAUCAAAAGGUAUCGUAACUCGUCCGAUAACAAAAAUUUGUAUCUUACCUGUGGCAGAGGCCGACGAGAGCACAUGCACCUAAUUUCUGUUUAUUUUGAUUGUUUUUGUUUUGUUUGUUGACUCGCGUCAAGGGGGGAGGAUGUUCAGGCACAGCCCUGUCACUUCAUAUCGUGCUUAACGAAACACGAACAUUCUUCGUUCAAUUUCGAGUGUUCGGCUCGAUCGAGUAGUUUAUAAAUAACAGUGUAUGUCGCGAAUAAACUCUC